CAUGCGCACACGGCAAUAUUUGAGUUUCAUUCAUAGACAAAAGCUGCGGUAUUCAGGUUGUCUUUGUUGAUUAAGACUUUAAUACCUGCAUUCUUCAUUAUUUCUGACCCAAGCCGCCGUGACCCAAUUUUAAAGUGCAGGGGACAUACAAUGAAGAAGCGCUUUGUAGACGCCAGCAGGCUAAGGAAAAUGAAAAGGACUAAAAUAACGGAGAGGCUUUCGGAAAGUGCUUUUACUUUUCUGAAAUUCAUGAUAAUUUGGAUUCUGGUUCUCCUGGCAGAUUUUAUUCUAGAGUUCAGAUUCGAAUAUCUGUGGUCCUGCUGGCUUUUCUUUGGGAGUGUUUACACCUUUUUCCACUGCCAUGGGCUGGUUAUCUGUGUGGUGUUCGUAUGUGCAGCUUUCACUCUCGAUGUAUUUUUUUUAAUUUUUGUACCUCUACACUGGCUGUUCUUUGCUGCCAGCACGUAUGUAUUGUUCAAUUACAUAUGGCAUACAGAGAAAGGACUGUGUUUGUCUACAGUGUCUCUGUGGCUACUACUUGUGUAUAUUGAAGGAUCUCUCAGGUUUAAAGAUCUUAAAAAUUCUCAUGUGAAUCUGUCUCAUCUUUUUGCAGCUCAUUGCAUUGGUUACCCGAUAGUUUAUUUUGGAUUUGACGCCUCCUGUUACUUCACCAGUGUUGUUAAACUGCGAAUACAAAAGGCGGUUCGCAAUGAAAACGACUUCUAUGCGCAGCUCCUGCAACAGUCUCUACCUCCAGGCUUGCAGUUUUAUCCAAGAUGUGUAACAGAUGGCAAGGAAACUUCUAAGUGGAAGACAAAAUUCGAGUUUACGCAAUACCAGUAUCGAAAUGGUGCUGCAGCUACAGACGAUAAAUACUCGCUAGACUGUCUGCAGAUAGAGGGCAAGGAGAAGAGGGAAGCAGAAUAUGCGAAACCCAGUGAUCAGAACGCCCAGCCUCCCGAUCCCAAAGCCGGCGAAAAUGAGCACAAGCAGAGCUCGCCGAACAGGACGGCGAUAUCCGAGUCCUGCGGGAGUUCGGAAUGUCUACCUCAAGAGGACUUGGAAGCUAAAGCCCCAAAGACUUCGAAAAGCUCUUCGCCCAAAGUGCGCAGGACUCCCGGCAACAGCACUAUGCCUAUUAUCAAAGGAGAGAAGAAGCAAAGAAGCACCACCAAAAAUACCAGUCCCACCAGAGAGACGGGCAAGCAGAACAUUUCCAAUAAUCACAACAUUUACUUAGAGCAGAUCGUCAGAUUAGAGCAGGAGCUCAAGAAGUUGAAAGGAGAACUUCAGAGUAGUAAGCAGAACGAGCAGGAACUUCGCAGCCACUACUGCAACCUCACCAACAGCGAACGAAGCCUUCGUCCAGAAAUUGGCCUGCUUCGUCAGGAAAAUGAUUUACUGCAAAAUAAAAUCCUCUGUAUAAUGAAGUCCAAGCAGAGGGACAAACAAAUGUGUGCAUUGCUCGAGAAAAAGAUAAAGGCAGAGAUGGAAGCUCGGACGAUUAUCGAGAAGCAGCUGUCUGAAAUGCGAACCCGGAAACACGACGAGUCCUCUGUAAUACCUCAGGGUGCUCUGCUAUCCACAAACAGGCAGGAACACACAGAGACCCUAAAGAAAAAAGCUAAAGAGCUAGAGACAGAGUACAAACAACUACAGCUGGAAUUCCAGGGGAAAGAGGGUCAAAUUAUAGCUCUAGAAAAUGAAGUGGAGGGGCUUCAUAAAUAUAAAGGUAUUGAGCAGGACGCUGACAUGCUUCUGACAGCGCUCUCAGCUAUGCAGGAUAAGACCCAGCAUCUAGAAUACAACCUAAGUGCCGAAACCAGGAUAAAACUGGACCUUUUCUCUGCCCUUGGAGAUGCCCGGCGCCAGUUAGAAAUAGCCCAAGGAAAAAUACUGAAGCAGGAUCAAGAAAUUGGGGAAAUGAAACAGAAGAUUGCUGAAGUCAUGGCUGUCAUGCCUGGGAUCACAUAUGCUGUUCCACAUCCAAUUACACCUCAGUACUUAACAAAGUUUCUCAAUUCAGAGAAUUACAUGCUUGAUCCCAGUGCAUUGAUGUACCAGUGUCUUAAGAAAUGAAUACCCUACAGCGCCAUCAUAGAAAAGGACACCUUUCCUGGAAUGUGUUUUGAAAAGCCACUAGAGUCUUUGUGAACUUGGAAAACCGUCAGUCUCAAAGACACAGAGCAAGAAUGGCGAAUACUGCAAAUGUGAAUGUUUCAUGGACAUGGGUCACAUUGCUGCCUGAAAGGAGCUGAAAGUCUUUUCAAACUUAAGAUCUAGGAUUUCAGAUUUAGGGUAAAGAUCCAGUAUUUUGCUACAGUAAGUCAGCAUGUAAGACAAACAAAGUUUGCUAGUGCUGCAGUACUAAUGCCAGAACAGCAAUAAUGAUGUUCCCAUCACUAUCACUAAGAGCCAGCUUAAACAAUAACUCAAAGAGCAAGAAAGCUCAAAAUAAUAUUCAGAGCAUACCGUGUGUAUUCAUGGAUGUAUUCAUAAAACAUCGGACCACUCUCGCUGUAUACUCUUAAUAGGUUUAGUUCACCAAGCUUUUAGUGUUCUACCAAACAAGGGAAAAGUUCCAUCUUAACCUGCCUUUGUUCAACAAUAUUUCCUAAAACAUAAAAAUGCUCUUUUUAUGUAUGAGAAAACAAUUCUAAUCAUACAAAAAUUAAAAAUAACUAUUAUUUUGGGCACCUAUGCUCUAUGGUUAGGAAUGCGUUUUUUUCAUGAUCAAAUCUUCUAAUUAAAAACAUUAUGCUUUUAUAUAAGCCUGGUUGCAGUGGGUGGUACCACUAUAUGUUAAUGUAGUAACCAAUACCCAUUUGAUUCAUGAACAUGAGUACAGUUUUUUAUACUGUAAUUGUCAGGAUUGAUCAAGAAAAGGGAGCACAUCUUUCCUUAUUCCAUUUGUUGUCAGAAUGUUUUAGAACUACACUUGUAAACUGUAUAGUUGCGUAUCACUAGGGGCUAAAAGUGACAAGUAUCUUGACACUAACUUCGAACACUACACAGCUGACAGAUCUGGGCCAUCGAGCUUCUGUGUAUCUGUGUUGUGGGGGCUGAGGCAGGGAGGGGGAGUUUGUCUUAAUUUUAAAAACAGCCGUCUUUUGGGUAAAUUCAGCAGUCACUGAACUACAGGUUUAAUUUGAUACAUUUUAAAUGAUGGUGUCAGUUCUUUGCUGUGAUAUUGACAGGUUUUGUAGACAGUUUUAUGUAGUCAUGCCCCCUAUCAUGUUUGAUUAUAGGCACUGUGUACUGUAGCUAGAGACAAUUACUUAUAGAGUUAAUCUAUAACAUCUUAUAGAUGUUAUGUCAAUUAUAUUAACUUUAUAAUUGACAUAACAUGUUGACGAUUUGAUUUCUUCUGCAUUGCUUGUUAAAAUGAACAAAAAAAGGUGUGAACUUCUUAGAUGAUAAUUCUUACUUCAGUCAUUCAAGUUGAUCAAAAUAUCCCAGGGCCCGAGAAAAAUAAUAUAAUUCUAAAAAAAUAAGAUCACUACAUUAUUGGCCAGAUACUAUACAGUAUGAAGUUUAAUUAGUGUUACAAACACAAAGUUCAAAUUCAGGUAUAUACAAUUUUGGUUAAACAUUGUUAUUCUCUGCUAAUGCUGAACCAAGGUAUUUUAUAUUGAGAUUACUUAAUCUGGAGAAUUCUCAGGUUAAUUUCAAGAGCUCAUCUUGAAAGAUGCUUUAUUUUUCAACUGGUUGACCUAAUUGACAUUCUGUUUACAGUACAUGGAAGUCCAUACAUGAUGUUUGUUUACAUACAAUCAUGGGUCAAAGGUUUACACACCCUCUGAAGAAAAAAAAUAAUAUGUGACAUUUAUUAAUAAUCUCAAGUGGACCAAUGAAUUAUACAGUAACAAGAAAAAAAGGCACUAAUAAAAAUUGAUUUAUUAUGUGUGUUGAAUAAAAAUUGGUCAGAGUAACAUAUAGCAAACAUGUACUGUAUGUGUUCAUAUUACAUGUUAUGUGUAAGUGUGCUCAAGCAGAUUGUAAAAGUAUGUUAUUAGAUAACAUGGUUUCAGUACAUGUUCCACCUGAUGUAGAAUGUUUAUUUGAGGUGUUUUGUAUUGUUUCACUAAAAGUUAGAAACACAUUUUACUUGACAAGCAGGCUAGAUAUAGAUACUGUAGAUACUGUACCAACUGCAAAUAAAGCAGUGCAGUAUAUUUUGGGAGAUACAGUAUAUGGUAGCUGUUCCUUUAAUGCAAUUAGUUCAAAACUCAAACAAGGCAUCUUAAAUAUUUUAAUUAAAAUAAAAAAAACUGUCACAAUGAUUGUUUUUUUAGCAAAAUCCAUUAAUUACCAUUUUAGUCUUAAAGUAUGUCUUGGCGUAACUGAAAAAUGUAACUGCUCUGUUAUGCAUAUUUUUUCAUACAGUACCAGUUCAUUGCACUGGCUGUCAGAGUUUUUUAAAACUGUCCUUAUAUGUGGAAUGGAUGUUAGUACACAGUGAAGGAGCCGAUAUCAAACAGGCACAAGAAAGAUGGAAAUUAAGGAUAGGAACUGAGUGCUUUAUGAUCAACUUUGCAACUUUCAAAACACAAAACUCUGUCCCUCAUUCUAUGAAUGAAGACUGUUGCAGCUUAUUUUGAAGUUUAGGUUUUGAAGACCUUUUCAUUUAGUUUUUACCAAAAAAAAUGUUUUUGGUAAAAACAAAAUCCCGGGCUCCCAAAUUCACAAACCCUUACCAGAAACACAAAUCGGUUUUAUAGAGGCCCAAGAUUUAAUCCAGGCUGUAUUACUCAUGUACUGUGGCUAGGAGUCUCCAGUGGGGUACUAAAUUGAUGCUGCUGGCUCUUAGUAGUACAGAGUCAAAAUAAGAAUUCUGUGCUUGCUCUCCAGUAACAAUUGCUGAGGUUGUCUUGGCAGUAUUCCUGGGACCAGUGUCUGUCCUCUGGCUGGCUAUUAAUACCCAAUGUUUCCUUAGGUGGAAAUAAAACUUCUUCCUUGGAGUGUGUAUACUGUGGUUUGUAAAGUUGGUUUUGGAAAAAAAUGAAUAAAAAAUGAUUUACUCAUUUUUGGAAAACAACAAGUAACACCUGAGGUUUAUUAAGACACAAGGAGAAGUGAUGUUAUUCUAAUAAUACAGUAGUGCUAAUAAAUUAUUGCCAAAAUACCCAUAUAUCCAGAGUAUUUCAGUGGUUUAUACAAUAGUUAAUCUGCCUUUUGAACAAAGGAAACAGAGAAUACAUGCAUUUUUUCUGUGGGUAAAUUGUUUAGUGGUUCUUAUAUGUAUGUUGCACAUCAGAAAUAUUUGGUGAAAUUAUUUAUUUGUAUUUAAAUCAAAUGUAGUUAUGAAUAUUUUUGUUUAAAUGAAAGCCAGAAUUUCUGACGUGGGAUCAAUCACUUUCUGUUUCUUGGGGACUUAUUGUGAUUAAAUAUGACCAAAAGCAUGCUUCAAUCAUUAUUACUAUAUUUAUUUGUUAAAUUACUUGUGAAAAUGUCAUAGACAGUCUUUCUUGCAUCUAUAUAAUUUCAUACACAACUGGUAACAAAAAAGAUUUUUUUGUAUUUAUUGAAAUGUAGUUAUAUCUUUGAACAUAAGUGCUCAAUACUGUUUUACAGUAACUUUGAUACUUUAAGAGAUUUUGUACACUUUUCUUUGUAGUAUCAGUGUAUUUAUAAAAACUUGUUGAAAAUAUUAUAGUAAUGACUUUGUGGACAUUUUACUUUUUUAUUUAAGAUUAUUGCUUGUUUGUGUGUUUGUUAUUUUUUUUUAUCCAAUGCUGAACAAGUACAGUUGCUUUUGUAAAGAAAAAUAUUUUUCAGGCUUGAUUAAAAAAAAAAAACUUGUACGACAUUUUGUAAAAAAAAGUUUGAUUUUACUUUGUUUCUCAUUGUCUGCAUGCUAACAUACGUGGGUGAAUAAUGUUGUUUAAUUUGGGCCCUUUAAAAAUGUUGUUUUUACCUGAUCUGAUGCAGAGCAAUAUGAAAACUAAUCUCUGAUUUCAGGUAAUGUCUAAUUUUAGUGAGGAAAAGAAGAUGGUAAUCAAUCUAAGGGCUUCUUUGUUUACGACAUUUAUG
Lepisosteus oculatus (spotted gar) is the source of this 6033-nucleotide messenger RNA. Its product is annotated as macoilin. NCBI's taxonomy places the organism in Eukaryota, Metazoa, Chordata, Actinopteri, Semionotiformes, Lepisosteidae. Gene Ontology annotation, cellular component: rough endoplasmic reticulum membrane. The record is from RefSeq and is a predicted model, not a curated record. Gene Ontology annotation, biological process: neuronal signal transduction.